AUGUCAAAGCAAAAUUCUCUCGAUAAAUAUUUCGUAAAAAGGAAAGAAAAUAAUGAAACGAAUAAAUUAGCAAAAAGGUUUUGUGUUGAAAAUGAAAAUAUUAUUACUCCAUCGAACAUCGUUGCAAGUCAACCCGACCAUUCAACUGUUAACAAAGUACCACCAAGUGAUAUUCAAUUCAUUCACAACAACUCAGUCUCAAGUAAAACACUAACCAAUAAUACUCAUCCGUCAAAGAAUAAUUCUGAAUUAAAAUUAGGUUCACCAUCAAUCAAUGAUAGAAUUGACAAACGUUCUUAUAAGCCAUCGUAUUCACAGAAAUUCCCUUGGCUUCUCUAUCAACCAAAUGUUGGUGGAUUUUGUAGUAUAUGCCGCAACUAUUGGAAGCCAGGUACACCAUUAUUCCGGGAAAUGGAACAAAAAACAAAAGGUGUAUUUACCUCAGCUCCAUUCCGUAAUUGGAAAAACGCGUUAGGUGAUAAUGGAAGAUUAAUGAGACAUUUUCGAUCAGAAUAUCAUCUAAUUGCACAUGAAAACGACAAGUUUCGACAGCAAGAAGGUUCCAUCAUCAAUCAAAUAGUUACGGUAAGUGAAGCGCAAAAGAAAGAAAAUAGAGAUCGCUUAAGUGAUUUACUUGAUUGUUGUUAUUUCCUUUUUAAAAACGAAUUACCACACACAACGCUGUAUCAUCCAUUAUUACAAUUAAUUGGUCGUCUUGAUCACAGUUCUAAACUUGCCGAUUUCUUUCAAAAUUGCCACAAAAAUGCUACGUACAAUAGUACAACAUCAGUCACUGAACUUCUUGAAGCUACAAAUAACAUUUUGGAAAAGAACGUUCUCAAAAAAAUACAACAAGCAAGAGUUAUUAGCAUCAUGUCCGAUGAAGGAACUGACAUUAAUAGACACGGAAAUUUAUGUAUUUGUAUCAGAUAUUGCGAUCAAACAACUGGCGAACCAACUGAAACAUACAUAAGUUUAUUACAUUUAAAAAAUAAAGAUGCAGAAUCUAUUUUUAAUUGUAUUGUAACGGAUUUACAACAAAAACAUAUUGAUUUAACAAAGAUUCGCUUUGUUGCAUUUGAUGGCGCUGCAGUAUUCAGUGGAAUACGUAAUGGUGUUGCUGCUAAAUUUCGUGCUGCAUUCAAUCUUGCAAUAUUAUUUAUUCAUUGUCGAGCACAUGCAUUACAAUUAGCUGUGAUAUCUGCUGCAGAUGGCAUUCCUGAUAUUUGUAAAAGCUUAUCCACACUUAAAUCAUUAGUUAAUUUUAUCAAUCGAUCAUCGAUAAGAUUAACUUUAUUUGAAGAUGUUCAAGAUAUUUUUAUAAGCAAACAUAUUAAAUUAAUUCAACCAGGUGAUACUCGCUGGCUUUCAAAUUCGUUAUCUAUUCGAUCUAUUGUACAUUCCUACCAAUCAUUAUUAGUAACAUUAGAAAAUAUUUAUAAUGAAAACAACGAAGACAGUGCAGAAGCAUUAGGUCUUUACAAUAUCUUAUCAAAUCAAGCAACUGCAUUUAUUAUUCAUACACUUCAACCAAUAUUAGAUACUUUAGCUGUUCUAUCAAAAUCCAUUCAAACAAAAGCAGCUGAUUUUAAACAAUUACAAGAUUUUAUAUCAUCAACUAUGCUUCGACUUGAAGAACUUAAAGAUUUUAGUUCAAUUGAUUAUGUUAAUAUACUUGAAACAAUUCAAAAACUAUCAUUAGUAUCUUCAACAAUUCGAAAUUCAAGAUCAUCAAUAUCAAAUGUACAAUUAAAUACUGAUGAAGUUUUCAAGUCAAAAAUUCUUCCAUUUAUCGAAAACAUUAUUAAUAAUAUUCAAGCUCGUUUUGAACCAAGCAAUCUCGAUUUACUUAAUUGCUUUAUGAUAUUUGAUAUGGAAAAUAUGAAUGAUAAUAAAGAUUAUGGUGAUAAAGAAAUACAUACUAUUCAACAACAUUAUUCAAAUGACUUUGACGAAUCAAUAAUCUAUGAAUGGAGGACAUUUCGUACAUAUUUAUUAACCAAGAAAAAAGGUGGUAAACUUAUGACGCAACGAGAAGUUUGUACGAAGCUUGUUCAAGAUGGUAUGCUAAAAGAUAUUUAUCCGCAGUUAUCAUUAGCCGCAGAAAUCUUUCUCAUUGCGCCUAUUAGCACGGCUACAGUCGAAAGAGAUUUCUCAACGAUGAAUCGCGUACUUACAAAAUUAAGAAAUCGUUUAACAACCGAACACGUUGAUCAAUUGAUGAGAAUUUCAAUCGAAGGUGUAGAUACUUUAAAUGAAGACAUGAAAGAAGAAAUCAUCAAUUACUGGAAAAAAGUAAAACCACGUCGUUUAGCAGUUUGA
Rotaria socialis is the source of this 2322-nucleotide messenger RNA. The record is from the annotation of a GenBank genome assembly. NCBI's taxonomy places the organism in Eukaryota, Metazoa, Rotifera, Eurotatoria, Philodinida, Philodinidae.